Raphanus sativus (radish) is the source of this 820-nucleotide messenger RNA. Its product is annotated as thylakoid lumenal 16.5 kDa protein, chloroplastic. Gene Ontology annotation, biological process: photosystem II repair. The transcript has 4 exons. The record is from RefSeq and is a predicted model, not a curated record. The coding region runs from base 68 to 724 and encodes 218 amino acids. Lineage: Eukaryota; Viridiplantae; Streptophyta; Magnoliopsida; Brassicales; Brassicaceae.
CAACUCAUCAUCAUCAUCAAAAACCAUCCAACAUGCCAAGUAGGAGUUUUGAAGAGGACAAGGAACAAUGGCGAAGUCACUCCUUUGUUCUUCAGCGCUAACCUCAUUCUUCUCCUCCACUCUCUCUUCAUCAACUUCUUCCAGGAACAACCAAAUCGCAUGCUCAGGAAACAUCAAGAACCAGACACCGUCUCUGUCAUGGAACAGACGAGAGUUGUCGCUUGGUUUUAUGAGCAGCUUUCUCGCGGUUGGUCUCGUUGGUAACGACAGAAGAAGCAGCGACGCGAAUGCAGCGAUUCUCGAAGCUGAUGACGAUGAAGAGCUUCUGGAGAAAGUGAAGCAAGACCGGAAAAAGAGGAUUGAGAGACAAGCUGUUCUUAACUCUGCUGUUAAAGAAAAGGGGUAUUUGCAGGAUCUUGUUUACAAUUUAAGCAAAGUAGGACAAGCCAUUGAGAACAAUGAUCUACCAGCUGCAGGUUUGGUUUUGGGGAAUGGCAGUGAUACCGAAUGGGUCAAAACAGCUAACUUGGCUUUCACAAAGUUGAGUGCAAGUCCAGAAGAGAAUACAGAGGUGGAAACAUUUAAUUCAUCUUUAGCUUCUCUUGUUACAUCAGUGAACAAGAACGAUCUAGAGUCAUCUAAGCUCGCGUUCGUGUCAUCGGCUAGUGCACUUGAGAAAUGGUCGAGCUUGACUGGUCUUUUAGGACAGCUCAAGGGCAUCUGAUAGGCUGCCUACCAUUUGUCUACUUUUGUUUGUAAUUUUCUGAAGAUUGUCAACAAAAGAAAGAAUAUCCUUUGAAAGUUAUAUCCUCUUAACAUC